UUGUCUGGCGCCAACAUUCAAGCAUGAAAGCACUUUUCUUUUUCAGUUAGUGAGUAAUGGUGUCAGAGUUCAUGAAGUCAUCCUAAUCAGCACUACCAGAACUAGCCUUUCCCAUUCUGAUUCAUAAUCUGAACCUGACAAUAAUAACACAUGACUAACAUUAUCUGGUCUCAUCUUUUCAAAUGUUUGCUGCAUAUUCGCUUCAAUGACCUUUUUGAGAAUUGCUCAAGGCCAUCAAACAAACACGCAGUUUGAAAAGUCCCACCUGACCCCUGGAACUUGUGAUCAGCAUUUUCAUAGAUUCAUGAAUCAAUGAAAGCAACUACCGGCAGAACAAUCAGUGAGGGUUCUCCUCAAACAGCCGCGCGCUUGUGACACUCGGCGAGGAAGCGUCUGUGCCUGUCGGGAUGUGAGUAGAGGCGAGCGCCGGGAUGGGGCCGCGUGUGUUCUUGGCUGCUCUGUUGUGCCGUGGGGGGGUUUGGCUGCCAGGCGCUGCAGGCUCUUACCAUAAAGCACGUGGUUUACAGACACCAGCCAGGAUCACAAGGGCUGUAAUCUGAUAAGACAACGCUGAGGCUGCAGCCGGCGCAGGCCGCCGCCGCCGGCGUCGCGCACGGAGCGACGUCUGAAUCUCCUGCCGAGCGAAUCGUUUGCAUGUGUGAAUGCCAGAUUUUGGCUUUUCUUUUGUAUAAAUUUGCUUGUGAAGUCGUUAGAAGGUAGAGCGCUGGUGCAGAGGCGACGCACCUCCCGUUGGGCCUUUCUGUGGGAGGAGGGGGGGGGAGGAGCAGCUGUAACCUGACUCCUGCUUUCAGUUUACGGUCCCUCUGGUUCGUAGCCGAACCCACCGGGGCUCAGGGGUCACAUUCUUAGUCCCACGCUGCUUCUCCUCUGAUUGGUCCACCUCCGUCACGCUCACUUCCUGCUUCCUGCUCGUCGACUCGGUCUGCCUGGCUUUUGUUUAGCUUCGGCGCCGUGCGACUUACAGGUAUGGCCCCGGCUAUCGGCUAGCGACAGCAGGCCUCUGUGGAGCUACUGGGCGUUUUCAGGCAUCGCACAGAUCAUCAGUGCUGUGAGGAGCUCUCAUCCUGAUUAACUGCCGCGCUCGCGACAAAGGAUUCAACUUCUACGUCUGUCCUGCGCAGCCGUCCCGCAGCUUCCCCCAACAACAACAACGGCCCAGGCCCGCGUCCAGAGAGAUGGCGUCCAGUCCUCCCGGCUGCUCCCGGGUCGGCCGAGGCUCCUCCUUCCUGACCCCCAGGAGCUGCGACGUGUCCGCCCAGAACCGGGCCAACAGCGACGCGCUGGAGCGCAUCCUGGAGAAGCCCAAGCUGGUGGUGGUGGAGGAGCCCAAGGACAGAGGCAUGAGGUUCCGCUACGAGUGCGAGGGGCGCUCCGCCGGCAGCAUCCUCGGCGCGUCGAGCACCGAAACCAACAAGACCCAGCCCACGAUCGAGAUUCAGGGUCUCAUUGACCACAUAAAGAGGGUCACAGUCACGGUUUCCCUGGUAACCAAAGACCUCCCACACCGGCCUCACCCCCACUGCCUUGUGGGUAAAGAUUGCCCCAAUGGCUCAGGAAUCUGUGUGGUCUCAUUCAGUCCUCACAGCAGCCGACGUCACAGCUUUGCUAACCUUGGUAUCCAGUGUGUGAGGAGGAAGGAGUUGGACCUUUCCCUUCAGAAACGAAGAAGCCAAAACAUUGACCCCUUUCAGACGGGUCACACAAAGGGAAUUGAAGACAUGGACAUGAACGCAGUGCGUCUGUGUUUCCAGUGUGAUCUCGAGUGGGAUGACGGCCGGAAGGACUCCCUCAGCCCGGUGGUGUCCAGCCCCAUCUAUGACAAGAAGGCCACCACUACGUCACAGCUGAAGAUCACCUGUCUGAACCAGUACAAAGGUUCCUGCACAGGGAAGACAGAGAUCUACAUGCUGUGUGACAAAGUGCAGAAAGACGACAUAGAGAUCCUCUUCAGGCACGGGUCGUGGAAGGCCAACGGGGAGUUCGCCCAGACGGACGUGCACCGGCAGAUCGCCAUCGUGUUUAAGACGCCGCCGUACCAGGACCAGGACAUCACCGACGAGGUGGAAGUCAGCCUCUGCCUGCGUCGCAUCUCGGACCAGAUGGAGAGCGACCCCAUCACCUUCACGUACCUGCCACACAACCCAGAUCCGUACGAGGUGAAGCGAAAGACGAGGAUAAAGACGGACGUCGCUUUCAGAGAGAAGUCCUGUGUAGCAGUGGCGUCUGCACCUGGAGCAGAGUCGUCCUUCCAGUUCUCGCAGCCUCCGCCCAUCAUGCCUCCCAUCGACCGGCUCUGUGCUGCUCAGUCUGACGCCCCUGCUCCCAUGGAGGUCUUCAACGAGGCCCUGGACUCCAACAUCAACCCGGACGCCCUCUUCAGCUGUCUGAUGGACAUACCUGGCGUUUUGGAAAUGCUUUCUAGCACGGACAUGAACGCCCCCAUGGCCCCUUUAUACGACAACAACUUCAACCCCAACUUUAACCAGAACUUCAAUGAGAACUUUUCUGGUUACAGCGACCGGGAGUUCAACGUGCUCUUCCACGAGAACCAGACUUCCCAGUCGGAGCCGCAGGAAAACCCGGACAGCGUGGUUCAGGUGAAGACAGAGGAGAUGCUAUGAGGACAGGAGAGUCCAUCCAAGAAAGGAAUACCUCGACCUGAGUUUGAGAUGAAGCUAAAGGCCCCGGGUCAGCUGCUUGUACCCUGUACUGUGACCUUGGAGAAUCUUUGCCUGAAAGCCUCGCUGGUCAGAGUGUUUGGUAAAGAUUAGGAGCAUUCCUAAAUAUGACCAUAGAUGCUGCUAGCAUUAAGUUGAACGCUUACAGUCCAACCUUCCUUAUCUUUGGACCAGUAGGAGCUGUCUGUUGUAGUUGUUGUUGGAAAUAGCUGUUUAACAUUGACAUGAAACUUGUUGUAGACCUAGCAUGGCUUUAGAUGUACAGUACUUUCAGACCUUCAGGUUUAGAAUCUGGCUGCCACACGUGCUACUUGGCUUCUUUAGUGCGUUCCACACCAGUCACGGUAGUAGUAGUCAUUCCACUGCGUCACUUCCCUUUGUCUGCAGUUUCGCUCUCGUGUCAAACUCAAGUUUCCACUCCUCCUUGCUGUGCCACUGAAAUGUAAAUAUAUUAGAGUUAAAGAAAUAAAAUAAAAUGUCAGUGUGG
This is a messenger RNA of Betta splendens (Siamese fighting fish), 3186 nucleotides long. It is a transcript of the gene relb, whose product is annotated as v-rel avian reticuloendotheliosis viral oncogene homolog B. The record is from RefSeq and is a predicted model, not a curated record. Gene Ontology annotation, molecular function: DNA-binding transcription factor activity, RNA polymerase II-specific; RNA polymerase II cis-regulatory region sequence-specific DNA binding. Bases 1197 to 2642 code for a protein of 481 amino acids. Gene Ontology annotation, cellular component: cytoplasm. NCBI's taxonomy places the organism in Eukaryota, Metazoa, Chordata, Actinopteri, Anabantiformes, Osphronemidae. Gene Ontology annotation, biological process: cellular response to stress; innate immune response; inflammatory response. The transcript has 9 exons.